CGAGGUGGUUUUCUUUCUUACUGCGGCGGUUGGGCAUCUGAAAAUGCUCCCAUCACCCACUCCUCCAUUCUGCCCUCUCCCCACUGCUUCUCUCUCUUCAUCGAACUCUCUCGCAUCUUCUGCACUCAAUGAACUGUUAUUAACCAACUCCAUUGGAUCAAAUCUUCUGAAACCAUCCGAGACAUACAUACUCUGUGUUUAGAGAGAGAAGAAGGGGAGAGAGCGUGCGAUUUUAUUUGGGAGAAGGAGAAAUUAUCAAAUUGAACAUGCAUCGGGAAGAUCUGGAGAGCAGGGGAACGAAGAACAGAGGGACCGACUACUCAUCUGCAUAUGUUUUGGAGGAUUCUGAGACCCAAUGGACUUCUUGGUUGGUUCCCAUGUUUGUGGUGGCCAACGUUGCCAUGUUCGUGGUUGCUAUGUACAUCAACAAUUGUCCCAAGAACCACAGUUCUGGGUUUGAAGGGAAGUGCGUGGGAAGGUUUCUGGGCAGGUUCUCGUUUGAGCCUCUCAGUCUCAAUCCUCUCUUUGGUCCUUCUUCUUCCACAUUGAAGAAGUUGGGGGCUCUUCAUCAGGCUAAAGUGGUAGACAAGCAUCAAGCAUGGAGGCUUGUCACGUGUAUCUGGUUGCAUGCUGGUGUCAUCCACCUGCUUGCUAAUAUGUUGAGCCUGGUCUUCAUUGGUAUUCGCCUUGAACAGCAAUUCGGAUUCGUGCGGAUUGGAAUUAUCUAUCUGUUGUCAGGAUUGGGUGGGAGCAUACUUUCCUCCUUAUUUAUUCGAAAUAACAUCUCAGUAGGCGCCUCCGGUGCUCUAUUCGGGCUUCUUGGAGCAAUGCUUUCAGAGCUUAUUACUAAUUGGACUAUUUAUACCAACAAGGCUGCAGCACUAUUGACUCUCUUGGUCAUUGUGGCCAUUAACCUGGCUGUUGGAAUUCUUCCCCAUGUUGAUAAUUUUGCCCAUAUUGGGGGAUUCCUAUCAGGUUUCUUGCUCGGCUUUAUUUUUCUGCCCCGGCCUCAGUUCGGGUGGAUGCUGCGCCAGAAUCUCCCACCUGAUGUUCGCGUCAAAUCCAAAUACAAGGUUUACCAAUACAUUUUGUGGUUGGUAUCACUGGCUGCACUGACUGCAGGAUUUGCUGUGGGAUUGGUAAUGCUGUUCCGGGGGGUGAACGGGAAUGAUCACUGCAGCUGGUGCCACUACCUGAGCUGUGUUCCUACCUCUAGAUGGAAGUGUGAUGAGAAUUGAGACUUGGGCUGGGGAUCCAUACUUCUAUGUGCUGUUAAUUAGUCUAAUGCUGUAAUUUUAUUUGGGAUUCUUUUUUCAUAUCUGUAAAUGCAUACUUGUAGUUUAGAAAAAACAGUUUGCUCUGUGUUAUAGCAUCUUCUUUGGACAUCUGCGUAGUGCUGUAUUUGCCUCUGAGACUGGAUUUUCUACCUGAAUCAGCCUGUUUAUUCAAA
Malania oleifera is the source of this 1450-nucleotide messenger RNA. Its product is annotated as RHOMBOID-like protein 3. Gene Ontology annotation, cellular component: membrane. The record is from RefSeq and is a predicted model, not a curated record. Gene Ontology annotation, biological process: proteolysis. The coding region runs from base 267 to 1238 and encodes 323 amino acids. Gene Ontology annotation, molecular function: serine-type endopeptidase activity. Lineage: Eukaryota; Viridiplantae; Streptophyta; Magnoliopsida; Santalales; Ximeniaceae. The transcript has 5 exons.